AUGGAUCGAUAUGCUGCUCAUAUUCAUGUGUUUUUUGGAAGUAAUCAAGGAAGUUUCCCUUUACACCAAUGGUUCUUCACUUCAAUAAACGUUGAACGUCGUAAUAUUGUACAUGGUAACUUCCGCCGAGGUAAUCAAUCUGAUAUUGUAUUUCUUCGCUCUUGGGCAAAUACUAUCUUCACGUCAUAUCGAUACAGUAACGGUUCUUUUCAUGCACGUGAACGGAUUGUUUUAGAGUCAGAGUUAUGGUUGGAAUCAGCCGUUGUAUCUGAUUUAAAUGGUGACAAUUAUCCAGACAUCGUUGUUACCAGCCAUUUUUCAUAUAUGAUCCGUAGUUUUCUUGGAGACGAAAAUGGCAACUUUCGAGCACAUACUAUUUAUUUGAAUGAAUUUGGCGGUGUUGAAGUUUGGACUGAUGUAAAAGAUUUUAACAACGAUAAUUGUCAAGAUAUAAUCAUUGUGACCGAUAAACUUCAAACCAUAGAUAUCUUCCUGAAUACGUGUCAUUGCUUUACUUGA
Molecule: messenger RNA, 519 nt
Organism: Adineta ricciae
Lineage: Eukaryota; Metazoa; Rotifera; Eurotatoria; Adinetida; Adinetidae
Source: the annotation of a GenBank genome assembly